CAGUUUCACCAAAUCAGCCAUGUCUCACACGACCAAUCUCGUCGCAGCAGCUGCAGCAGUCACAACCGUCCUCAUUCUCAUCGGAGCAGCCCCGGCCGAGGGGCAGCACCUCACCCGCGUCAGGCUGUGUGGUCUUGAGUUCGCCAGGGCUGUCUACAACCACUGCUCACGGGCCAGCAAACGUUCCGAUCCAGGCACCAUCAGUGAUAUACCAUUGGCUGACAGAUAUUUAGCACGUGACACCGGAUAUGGUCAAGUACAAGACACACCCUUUGAAUGGUACGACCUCGCAGGACAAGCAGAGGAACGGCUGCGUCCAAGUCUAUCCGAUAUCAUUUUUGCUCCACGGUAUAGGCGAUCGCUUUUCGCUCGUCCAAACACCCCGAUGGGUCGCCAUUGCUGUGUGACCGGCUGUACGUCUCAAGAACUUGCAUCGGUUUGCUGAUGUGGACAAACGCUUGAAAAGACAUUUUACUUGGCUCUAAAAGGACAGCAGCGAAAAAGAAGAAAAAUCCCUUCCCUUGUUAAAUAUCAUUUUCUAAUUACACUUCUCACCUCUCACUUCCUAAUGGAAUAAUAAUGAAAUAAUUUUACAAGGUGUCUCUUUUCGGGUAGAGGAAAGUUGU
Molecule: messenger RNA, 626 nt
Organism: Lytechinus variegatus (green sea urchin)
Lineage: Eukaryota; Metazoa; Echinodermata; Echinoidea; Temnopleuroida; Toxopneustidae
Exons: 2
Coding region: 20-445 (141 amino acids)
Cellular component (GO): extracellular region
Molecular function (GO): hormone activity
Source: RefSeq, a predicted model, not a curated record